This is a messenger RNA of Marasmius oreades (fairy-ring Marasmius), 411 nucleotides long. RefSeq lists its product as uncharacterized. Bases 1 to 411 code for a protein of 136 amino acids. The record is from RefSeq and is a predicted model, not a curated record. Lineage: Eukaryota; Fungi; Basidiomycota; Agaricomycetes; Agaricales; Marasmiaceae. The transcript has 4 exons.
AUGUGCAAGUAUCUCGGUCUUCCCUUCAAGCUAUCACUCGAAGCGACUCCCUACCAAUUAUCCUGGCCAACUAAGAUCUACAAAGCUGUUCGUGGCUACCAAAUUACAAAGGGAUUCAACCCCAAAACCACGGAUUUUGCACAAUCUCUUUGGUACCCUAUAGUUGAUGUCGUCCCUGCCGAGAACAGCUUCGAGGAUAUAAUUGAAGAACAGCACGAAAUGGAACUUGUAGAAUCGGGAAAUCCACCAUUGCCAACGGUCCACAAUGACUUGGGAUCAGUUCUCGAUCCAAACGGUUACGAUUGGGAUCAGGUAACAGCCGAUAUGUUGCAUUCAAGGAGCAGAAAUGGACGAAGAGACGGUAUGAAUCUGAAACUGCCAAAAUCAUCUUUGAGAAAGCUAGGGCAUUGA